AGGUGUUUCUUGAGCCAAGAGCUUUACCGCAGGGCCAUUGAAGCAGCAGACUCGUGCCUCAAGUUGGAUCCAGACCACCUGAAGGCGCUGCACAGGCGGAGCCUGGCUUUUGAGGCGAUCCAUUCCUACCAAGCCGCCCUACUGGAUCUCCAGGCCCUUCGAAGGCUUCAAGGUCUUUCCAUUGAGACUUUGGAUCAGCGGGAAGCAGCGCUGAAAGAGAAACAGGCCAACGUCGAACGUUCGACAAAGCAAGAGGAGGAAGACAAAGCUGAUGAUCCAGUGGGGAUGGCCAUGACGAAUGUCAAGGAACGCUUCGAUGAGAUUUGCGACAAGUACGACUUGAGAGACGGAGACGCGGCAGGGGAGGUGGCAGAUUGGCUCACUUCCGGAGAGUGGGAGGUCACGGCGAAACGUGUAGCGCAGCGAUUCAAAAUGGAGGAGGAGGAUGCACAGGUCUUUCUUGCUUGGAUCGCCCAAGGCCUUGACUUCAAGGUGCGCAACGCAGAAGCACAAGCCGAAGCAGCUGCCAUGGCGCCAUCUCCGUCGCUGCUGGACAGCUAGCCCGGUGCUGCGCUGCACUUCACUGCCGAAGAAAAAAUGUGUUCGUUGGUCCAGUUGGAUUUGCUGAUGAGAUUUUCCCAAUGGAAACGGAAAACCGGAAAAUUGGAAUAUUGGGAAAUCGGAACAUGAUCUUUCCCAAUUUUCCCAAUGAUAUUUUGCUGAAAAUCCACUACGGAAUCCUUGGGACAUCGGAAAAGGGAAUCAUUUGAGUUUUUUUUGGGUAGUCGUAACGGUUGAUACCCCUGGUGAAUGAGUCCCCGAUUUCUAGGGUGAUCCAGUUUGUUUUUGAACUGUGCCAAGCACAGCUGAGUGCGAUUCGGAUUGCUUGGGGAUGAAACAUCCCAAAAAGGCAGAGUUUUGGUGGUGAAAACAAGUAAAA
Molecule: messenger RNA, 940 nt
Organism: Cladocopium goreaui
Lineage: Eukaryota; Dinophyceae; Suessiales; Symbiodiniaceae
Source: the annotation of a GenBank genome assembly